Molecule: messenger RNA, 1440 nt
Organism: Neogale vison (American mink)
Lineage: Eukaryota; Metazoa; Chordata; Mammalia; Carnivora; Mustelidae
Gene: GABRR1
Product: gamma-aminobutyric acid type A receptor subunit rho1
Exons: 12
Coding region: 1-1440 (479 amino acids)
Biological process (GO): nervous system process; chemical synaptic transmission; regulation of membrane potential
Cellular component (GO): membrane; neuron projection; synapse
Molecular function (GO): GABA-A receptor activity; extracellular ligand-gated monoatomic ion channel activity; neurotransmitter receptor activity
Source: RefSeq, a predicted model, not a curated record
AUGCUGGCUGUCCAGAAUAUGAAAGUUGGAGUCUUCAUUUUGUGGUGGGGAUGGGUUUGGGCCACUGAAAGCAAAGUGCAUGGACGAAGAGAAGUACACGAGAUGUCUAAGAAAGGCAGCGACCCAAAGAGAGCAAGACGCUGGGAUCAUGACCCAAGCCGAAGGCAGGGCUCCCCCAUUUUGAAGCGAAGCCCUGAUAUCACCAAAUCGCCACUGACCAAGUCAGAGCAGCUUCUGAGGAUAGACGACCAUGAUUUCAGCAUGAGGCCUGGCUUUGGAGGUCCGGCCAUUCCUGUGGGUGUGGAUGUGCAGGUGGAGAGCCUGGACAGCAUCUCAGAAGUUGACAUGGACUUCACGAUGACCCUCUACCUGAGACACUACUGGAAGGACGAGAGGCUGUCCUUCCCCAGCACCAACAACCUCAGCAUGACGUUUGACGGCCGGCUAGUGAAGAAGAUCUGGGUCCCAGACAUGUUUUUCGUGCACUCCAAGCGUUCCUUCAUCCACGACACCACCACGGACAACGUCAUGCUGCGGGUGCAGCCCGACGGGACCGUGCUCUACAGCCUGCGGGUUACAGUGACUGCAAUGUGCAACAUGGACUUCAGCCGAUUUCCCCUGGACACACAAACGUGCUCCCUUGAGAUUGAAAGCUAUGCCUACACAGAGGAUGACCUCAUGCUGUACUGGAAAAAGGGCAACGACUCCUUAAAGACUGAUGAGCGGAUCUCGCUCUCCCAGUUCCUCAUUCAAGAAUUCCACACCACCACUAAACUGGCCUUCUACAGCAGUACAGGCUGGUACAACCGUCUGUACAUUAACUUCACGUUGCGACGCCACAUCUUCUUUUUCUUGCUCCAAACUUACUUUCCGGCUACCCUGAUGGUCAUGCUGUCCUGGGUCUCCUUCUGGAUUGACCGCAGAGCUGUGCCAGCCAGAGUCCCUUUAGGUAUCACCACCGUGCUGACCAUGUCCACCAUCAUCACGGGCGUGAACGCCUCCAUGCCCCGCGUCUCCUACAUCAAGGCAGUGGACAUCUACCUGUGGGUCAGCUUCGUGUUCGUGUUCCUGUCGGUGCUGGAGUACGCAGCCGUCAACUACCUGACCACCGUGCAGGAGCGCAAGGAGCGCAAGCUGCGCGAGAAGCUUCCUUGCACCUGUGGAAUACCCCAGCCUCGAGGCGUCAUGCUGGAGGGCAGCUACAGCGACGGGGAGGUUAAUGACCUGGGCAGCUACAUACCCGAGAACGGAGAGAAGCCGGACAAGAUGAUGGUGCAGCUGACCUUGGCCUCGGAGAGGAGCUCCCCGCAGAGGAAAAGCCAGAGGAGCAGCUACGUGAGCAUGAGGAUUGACACCCAUGCCAUUGACAAAUACUCCAGGAUAAUUUUUCCAGCGGCAUAUAUUUUAUUCAAUUUAAUAUACUGGUCUAUUUUCUCAUAA